UGUUUCAACCGCCCAGUCAUGAACGGAACCCAGGGGAAAGAGGUGCAACUCCGUCCGCCGAGGUUGAGGACGGUGUCGUGGCAAGAGGAGAUCACUGAGGGUGACAACGAUGCACCGGGAACGCCAAAAACGCCCAGGACAUCGACGACACCAGGUCACGAAAAGUGCACGUUCCACCAUGAUCUCGAGCUGGACCACAAACCGCCGACAAGGGAGUCCCUGAUUCCCGACAUGUCUCGCUCUUACAAAAUGCUCCUGUCUUCCCUGGGAGAGAAUCCGGAGAGGGAAGGGCUCCUGAAGACGCCGGAGAGGGCAGCAAAAGCCAUGCUGUUCUUCACAAAGGGCUACGACCAGCGGAUCGAGGACAUACUAAACGAUGCCGUUUUUGACGAAGACCACGACGAAAUGGUGCUUGUCAAAGACAUCGAAAUGUUCUCCAUGUGCGAACACCAUCUGGUACCUUUCUACGGAAAGGUGUCCAUCGCCUACCUCCCGAACAAGAAGAUCCUCGGGCUAAGCAAGCUAGCCAGGAUCGUAGAAAUAUUCAGCAGGCGAUUGCAAGUGCAAGAACGUUUAACGAAGCAAAUUGCAGUUGCUGUGACCAAAGCUGUAAACCCAGAAGGCGUCGCUGUUGUCGUCGAAGCUGUGCAUAUGUGCAUGGUAAUGAGGGGUGUCCAGAAAAUCAACAGCAAGACCAUGACGUCAACCAUGCUUGGCGUGUUCCGAGAUGAUCCCAAGACUAGGGAAGAGUUCCUCAACCUUGUUCAGAGCAAGUAAUUGCUCUGUUGGAAAACCUACAUUUUCGCUCGAGUAACGACAAUACACCAGUGGUUCAUGUUCACUGUUAAUUUAUCAUAGACAAUAUUACGAAUAAAUAAAAAAAAGACACAUUUGUUAGUUUUUGUGCUACAAAUAAUGUGCUUUUAUUCAAUUUAAAUAAACAAAUAUCAAAAAUAAAGAAAAAGAAAUUGCUAUGAGUUGGAAACUUCACAAAAACAAAACAACAAACUCAAAGGCACAAUUUAGAGUUUAUUAAUAAGAUUUUAAUCCAAAUUAAGUGGUAAAAUAAAAAUAUAUAUAUUGUUGAAUGACAUUGAUUUUUGUACAAUAUUGAUUAAAUUGUAUAAACGUAUAAUUUAUUAUAUAAAAUCUAAAAAAUUGUUGAUAAUGGACUGAUAAACUAUUUUCUAAGAUGAUAUAUGUUGACAAUACUUGUUAUUUAAUGAAGUUUUGGACCAAUUUCAGAAUGGACCAAGUAAAAGUUUGCAUUUAUAUUGUAACAAUCAAAAAUAAACGUAUUAUUCUGACUUGAAUGUGACUCAAA
This is a messenger RNA of Cimex lectularius (bed bug), 1324 nucleotides long. It is a transcript of the gene Pu, whose product is annotated as GTP cyclohydrolase 1. The record is from RefSeq and is a predicted model, not a curated record. Gene Ontology annotation, biological process: tetrahydrobiopterin biosynthetic process; tetrahydrofolate biosynthetic process. The transcript has 6 exons. Lineage: Eukaryota; Metazoa; Arthropoda; Insecta; Hemiptera; Cimicidae. Gene Ontology annotation, molecular function: GTP binding; GTP cyclohydrolase I activity; zinc ion binding. The coding region runs from base 19 to 777 and encodes 252 amino acids. Gene Ontology annotation, cellular component: cytoplasm.